AUGUCAUAUUCUGUACGAAGUAGCAAAACAUCUAUGAAUUUAUAUUCUACAAUAAAUCAUUCAACAAAUAAUUAUAAUAUAAAUGGAAGUAUAUGUAAAGUUUGUAGUAAAACUUAUAAAGAGCCUGUAACACUUCCAUGUGGUCAUUCAUUAUGUGAUGGUUGUUGUAAACAACUUUUAUAUACUUUAAAAAAUUCUAUUAUAACAAUGCCAAUAGAAUCGCAACAUAGACCUAAAAUAAGAAUGGGUCUUGGAACAUAUAGUAAAGUUAAUACAUUAAAAUCAGUUGGAAUAACUAUUAAUGAAAAUAAUAUAGAUGAUAAGAUACAAAAUAAUAUGGUAACAAGAAUAACAAAAAAUGAUUUUACAAGUCCACCAUGUCCUACAUGUGGUGUUAAACCAUCACUUAUACCACCAUAUAAAAAUUUAGCAUUAACAACACUUAUUAAUGAAAUAGAAAUACUUAAAAAUAUUAAUAAACAAUUUAAAAAUAUUAUGAAAAAUAAAUCAUUAGAAUAUGGAGAUGAAAAUAUUUAUAAAUCAAUAAGUCCAACACCAUCUUCAUCUUCUAGUGGAUAUGGACAUAGUGAAGAUGACUAUUACAAAUAUUGUAGAAUUACAAAAAAUUCAAGUAAAGAUAAAUUUAACUUACCUGAAUCAUACCGUAUAAAAGAAUGUAAAAUAUUAAUUGUUGGUGGAGAAAAAGUAGGAAAAUCAACAUUAAUAAAAACUCAACUUCUUAAUGAUGCAUUUUUUGGAAAUGAAGAUGAUGUUGAUUAUACUUUAUCAUCAUAUAUAAAAACAAAAGAAUUAAAUUAUAAAAAUAAAAAAGAUAAAAAAGAAAAUGAUGUAUUAAAAAAUAUGUAUAUGCUUCAAUUAGAUGAAUGUAAUAAUUUUGAUAUGGAUUUAAAUAAAAUUGAUGGUAUUGCACUUGUUUAUAGUGUUACUGAUAGAUUUUCACUUGUUGAGGUAACACAUUUUUAUUAUAUGCUUCAAGAGACAAAUUAUGAUAAUAUUCCUUUAUGUUUAAUAGGACUUAAAUCUGAUGUUAUUGGAAGUAGGAGAAAAAUUUCAUACAAUGAAGGUUUUAGAAGAUCAAAAGAAUUAAAAUGUCAAUUUUAUGAAAUAAGUGGAAGAUACAAUAAAGGUGUCAAUGAAGCAUUUGAAGCAGAAGAAAAUAAAGCUUACUAUAAAUUUAAUACAAAAACGACCAAUUCAUUGUAUCAUAAAGCAGCUAUUAGUAUAUUAAUUAAGUCGCGAGCAAAUCAAUUACUAAAAGAACUUCCAAUAAAUAAUAAAUUAGAUUAUAAAAUAUGUAUUAAAAAUGCCAAAAAAUUAAAUAUAUUAGCAAAAUGUAUUAUUCCUUUAUAUGAUAUAAGAAGAAAAUUAAUAAAAGAAGGUAUAUUUGAUUUAAAAUAUUAUAUGGAAAAACCAUUAAUAAGAAAAAAAGAUGAAAAAAAAAUAUCAUCUUUAAAAAUGAAAUACAAUACAUCAUCAAUUAAUUUAACUUUAUCAAAUAUUGAAACAUUGUUUGAUUCAAAAAAUGUGAACGUUUUAAUUACUAAAAAAGAUCAAGUACCAAAAUCAUAUAAAAAAUCAAUCAGUAAAAAAAAAUUUCAUGUAAUUAAAAGAAAAAGAAAAUUUAUACAUAAAAAAUCAACAGAAAAAAAAGAAGAAAAUAAAAAUUACCAAAAUGUUAAUCUUAAUUUUUUUAGAAAGCAUCGUAUUAGACGAAAAAGAGGUAUUGACAAUUCAAAUUUAUUUGAUGCUGAAAUAAAUAUAAAAAAAAUUAUAGAACAAAGAAAAUUAGAGGAAGAAAAUCAAAAAAUUAAUAAAUUACCUUUAAAUUUAAAAAAUUUAAAGAGAUUAGAACGUUAUCAGUGGAUGUCACAACAAAUUAAAAAAUAUGUUGAUAAUGUUAAUAAACAUAAUGAAGAUACAUUGUCACAAUUUAAUAAUCCUCUUAUUUAUCGUUCUACAGACUACUAUUCUCCUACAAAUGAAAAUAAUAUUUUUACAAUAUUAGAAAAAUUAACUUCAACUCUUGAAGAUGUGAUUUUAAAAAAUUAUAAAAUUUCUUUUUUUUCACCAAAUUUAUUUAAUAUUUUUCCAUCUUGUUCUCAAAGUAAUUGUAACAAAAAACGAAAAUUAUUUUCACCAACUUUAUUUAGUUUUCAUAACGAUGAUGGUUUUUUAUCUUUACCAAAACUUCUUAAAAAUAUACUUUAUAAUAGUGAAGAAGAAAACAAUUGGUUAAAUUUUAUUUUUGAUAUUACAGGUGCAAAAAAAGUAUUAGAUAAUGCUAUGAAUUUUCUAGGUCCAAUUAUUGAUGAAAUGGAAACAAAAAUAUAUCCUGCUUUUCAUGAAUUUGAAAAAAUAGAAAAUCAAUAUAAUAAGAUAUUAGAAAUGUAUGAUGACAAACAAUUAGAAGAAAUUGAAAAAAAUGGUUACACAUUUUUGUAUGAAGAUCAAUUAAAAAUGAUGUAUAAUAAUUCAAAAAAUGAUAAAUUAAAUUUUUCUAUUGAUGAAUUAAAAAAUAUAACAAGAUUAGAACUUGAAGAAAGAAUAGAAAAUGAUAUAAGACAAUUAGCUAUGAUAAAAAAAGAUGAGGAAAAAAAAGAUGAAUAUAUUGAUAAAUAUAAUGAAAUUAUUAGAAUUAAUAAACAUAAAAGACCAUGGUUUAGAAAAAAAAGAGGAAUAAUUAAAAAUAAAAAACGUAAUUUAAAAAAAAAAGCAAAAAAAAAUGUAGAAGAACAAAAUGAAGAUCCUGCUGCUGAGGACGCAGAGGAUCAUGAAAUUUUUAAUACACUUCAACCAUUUGCCUUUUUUAAUCGUAUAGGUGAACCUGUUAUCCUUGAAAUUCAAACACUUUCACCACAUGCAUUUAUUAAUGAGUUUUUGUCACCAGAAAUAAUUGUUGCAACCACCUUAUCUCCACGUGCUUUUAUUGCAACAAUCUUAACUCCGAAUAUUUUAGUAGCUAGAAUACUCCAACCUGGUGCUUUUAGAUUGGAAAUUAUUUCUCCUAGGAUACUUACAGCAUGGGUAUUAUCACCUGAAAUAUUUCUUGUUGAAGUCCUAUCACCACAUAUAAUUGAUCCAAAAGUUUUAUCACCCGAGUAUCUUAAAAUAGUUGUUUUAUCACCAACACUUGUUUCACCACGUGUUUUAUCACAAGAAGGUUUAGCAGUUCUUGUAUUAUCACCAAACAUUCUAUCACCAAAUAUAUACUCUCGAGAAAGUUUAGUUGUUGAGGUACUAUCACCACAUUUACUCGGUGGACAAGAAAUAACAGAAUCAGGAGAGUCUUCUGAAGGUGAAAUUGGUGGUGAACAUAAUUCGAAGCAUAAAGAAGGUCAUGAACAUCAUUCUGAAUUUCAUCCUGUUCAUAUUCACACAUAUCCAUUUACACAUCUUCAAAUUCCCCAUACAAUUCAUGUUGGUGAUUAA
Molecule: messenger RNA, 3450 nt
Organism: Strongyloides ratti
Lineage: Eukaryota; Metazoa; Nematoda; Chromadorea; Rhabditida; Strongyloididae
Product: Small GTPase superfamily and Zinc finger,RING-type domain and Small GTPase superfamily, Rab type and Moulting cycle MLT-10-like protein family and Zinc finger, RING/FYVE/PHD-type domain and Zinc finger, C3HC4 RING-type domain and Small GTPase superfamily, Ras type and P-loop containing nucleoside triphosphate hydrolase domain-containing protein
Exons: 5
Coding region: 1-3450 (1149 amino acids)
Molecular function (GO): GTPase activity; GTP binding; metal ion binding
Source: RefSeq, a predicted model, not a curated record